GAAGCAUGAUCAUAGACUAAAGUUACCAAAGGUAGUUUUUGAUUGAAGGCGUUUAUCCAUCUAAUAUUAAAGCUGUUAAGAAAUUAAUUAUUUAUUUUUAAUCUAUUAAAACAUUAAUUCAACACCGGAAUUGUGAUCAUCAUCCAAUAAAAAUGUUUGAAGACAUACCGGAAUUGUCCAAUAACGUGGAGCUUAUUAACAAUUUGGAUUCAGCUAAAUUCAGGCCUCUGAUGACACGAAUAUUUGAAAGACUGACAUUUGAUGAUGAUAAAAUAUUCAACCAGGAGGAAGAGGAGAAACUGAUGAAAGUGUUCAAUAUUCCAAAUCAAGAUGUUUUGGGCGAUUUGAUUGACUGUUUGGUUUCAAUAUCAAGAAAAGUAGUCUACAAUUUAUCUAAACCUAAAUCAGUGUUACCACAAUUAAUGAAUAUUGGUAUGGCUGAGGAGAAAGCUGUCACAUUUGCCCAAGCCUGGGCCAAUUGCUCAGCUGACAAAGUGAAUCAGCUCAAACAGGAAACCUUUGGGUUAUCUUCAAGUCUUCUUACUGAUGUUAAUUGGAAAGUCAGGGUUCAAUGUAACCAGAAUAAUGCUUCUAAUUUGGAAAAGAUCAAAAUGCAACUAGAUUUAGAGCUGUUAUCAAAUGACGAUGACGAAGGAAAGAAACACUCUCUAGAAUUUGACUCGGAUCAGUUGAAAAGUUUCUACAACCAAUUAGAGGAAAUUCAAAAUCAAAUCGAUUCCAAGAUACUUCAGUUACCUUCGAGUUAAACGAAAUAAACUAAAGAUUUGAAUUUCAAUCUUAAUACCAAACAGAUUUUCUCAACUAAAUCAUGGUCAUGGUCAAGUUUACUUCCUGACGAUUUGACAAUAUGGCUAAUCUUAUACUAAAGAUUGUAAUGUAUUAUAAAACCUAAUUCAAGUACAAUGAAUUGUCUUGCAUAUGAUUGUGGGAAUGCGUCAAAGGCUGGUACAUACUGAAUCGCGAAGUCAUGCCAUGGCAAGUUUCGACGCACAAUGCACUUCCAAUAAAACGUCCAUUUCUUGAGCUAAUCUAUUUCAUCUUGAUUUAUUCACUUUGUUACCGGAUUGAUAUUUGAAACAAAAAUUAAAAACCCCAAUCAAAUAGGGUUGCUACUUUA
Molecule: messenger RNA, 1138 nt
Organism: Tetranychus urticae (two-spotted spider mite)
Lineage: Eukaryota; Metazoa; Arthropoda; Arachnida; Trombidiformes; Tetranychidae
Product: COMM domain-containing protein 10
Source: RefSeq, a predicted model, not a curated record